CAGUACACCUAGAGCUUUGUCUGGGUACAGUCGCUAUCAAAAGCUUAGAGUUUUUUUGGUAGAGUAAUUUGUCAGUUGUCAAAUAAAUAUUUAACCUUUUCCUAUUAAGUCCAUAUUGCCAGUGUAAGUAAAAACCCAACAAGCAAGGGGUAUCGGUAGAUGCCCAAGCCCGACAGGGCACCCAAAACGCCAAAUCCUGGCUUCGAAACCACAUAUACAAAGCAUUUGAAAAGAAGAUGCCGGCCUAAUCUGGAGGAAAUCAACAGAAUCGCGAAAAUUAAUAACACUAACGCAUUUAAAGCUAAGCUGAAGAUUAAUCCAAUAUCAAACGUGAGUACUGCACACAUACCACUAACCUACCAUAACACCGGGAUCAGCUGUUCCGAACAGGGGGGACCCCUGUUCGAAAAAACUUCAGAACGACCUUCAAACGAACUUGAAAACUUAGAAAAUCUAUCAAACACAACUGAUAAUACCAUCAUAGGUCAGGAAAUCGCACUCACUCUGGAGGAAACGCAAAGCACAAUUAAAGACGGUGGCGAAAAAAGCGAAGAGCAAUACUAUAGCUCGGUGGAAAGCAGUGACGGGGAGAACCUCGAAAUAUCUGAUGUAGAUAUGGAAGAGCCCGAUACAAAUCAAGAUACGGAUAAAGAUCCGUAUAGCGCAAAAACGGACGAAAACUCCCAGACCUCAGAGCAGGAAUUUAGCCUAACAAACGCUAAUGCAAGAAACCAAAAUGUGGACAACUUCAACUCCGAAUAUGUCUCUAUCCCGUCCGCAGAAGGACUGAAAAUCACCAUCCUAAAUAGCGACAUACCACAAAAGCUAAGGCAAAAUAUCAUGAGAUUCGACUAUACAAGUGGAGCAGAGCACUCGGGAGACGAAAAUCUACCCCCAACAUUAAAUCAGACAGAGGUGGAAACAAUCGUACACCCACUCCCGGAACAACCCGAAAAACUCACACUCCCUGACAAGAGAAUCACCCUACCUCAGGCACUAACACCAAAGCCUUCUACGUCAAAAGUACAUGUAACAGAGGAGAAAACCGAAAAACUCGCACUCCCUGACAAUAGAACCACCCUACCUCAGGCACUAACAUCAAAGCCUACUUCAUCAAAAGCACCUGCAACAGAGGAGGAAAGAACCUCCCCUAACAGCACCUUUACCUUCCAAAGGAGCAAGAGAAGUCGAAGAGACAAUUUAAACAGCAUAGACCAAGACAAAAUUGAAUCCCUACCAGCUGAAAGCAUGGAUAUCCAAGAAAAUACCCCUCCGAAAAUAAGUUCUAACCUAAGAAGGGUGUUCAAGCAGAAGGUAACAGCUACACUGCCAAACAUAACGUUAAAAAACAGGUACCAUGUCUUAACAGAUGAAUCGGAAGAGGAAGAAAGUGAUGAUUCCAUCGAAAAAAGAAAGCAGAAUGCUAGGAAAGAAAGAAGAGACAGUAAAAAGGGUGGCACAGAAACCACCAAUUCAUCUAAUAAAAAAGAAGAGGUACAGGCAAAAAGGAAGAAUAAUAUGCCCCCAAUAGUACUAGAAGGAGUCCCAGAGGACCACAAAGGACUAACUGAAGCUCUUAAAGACAUUAUAAAAGGCAAAUUUAAUGUCAAAUACACAAACACGUCAACCAUUGUAUUCACGGAAGACAGAAUAGAUUACGACAACGUUUUAGCAAAUGUCAAAAAAGAAGAGAUGGCAUACCAUACAUAUACCAGCAAAAGCGACAAGUCACAUGCCUUCGUCCUCAGAGGACUGGGAGACGGUACUAAAAUAGAGGACCUCGAAGAGGACCUGAUGGAGACAUAUGAAAUUAAAAUAAGAGCAGCCUACCGUAUGACUACCAAGAGCAGACCCCUAUUCCUGGUAGUAACAGACCCUUCCAUCACACUUGACUACUUAAAUCGCAAUGUUAGAGUGGUACUGUACACAAGAAUAACCUGGGAGCUUAGGAGAUCAACUAAGCAGAUAAUACAGUGCCACAACUGCCAGGCAUGGGGGCAUGCCACAUCAAAUUGCGGUAGGCCGUCAAACUGUCUAAAAUGCGCAGCAGGGCAUCACACAAGAACGUGCGCCAAAUCACGGGAAACACCCGCAACUUGUUACAACUGUGGAGGGGACCACCCAGCCAACUUCACGAAAUGCAAAGCUUACAUUGACAGGGUGGCCCGACUCGAGGAAAGAAAACAAAAAACCAACAACAAUACCAAGAAAACAUACAUACCUGCACCCCUACCUACGAAAAAUAGGUGGGAAAGCAGGAGGGAGGCCAACAGCAACAGCAAUUACAACACAGAGUUCCCUCUCUUGCCGGGCAACAAAGCAGACCUACCAUCGUCACAGCAGCAGAGCCAAGAAAACAGAAAUCAACCCCCAAGGGCAAAUUCACAACCACAAGGCACUCAGGGAGGUACGGGCGACUUCUUUGCCCUAAAUCACGAGAUGCAAGAAUUAAAUUCAUUAGUGAACAUAGCAGAGUUAACAAGAGCGGUAAGGGAGCUUAACUCACAACUUAGGGAAUGCCGCAGCGACGCGUCUAUUUUCUUAACCUACAACAAUUUUAUGAACAACCUAAAUACGUAUAAAUUCAGGAAUUAAAUUCGCUGCGGUAUUACGAGACAAAUACAAAAUCUGUUCUUACAAUGUAAACGGGCUGCUAAACAAGAAACAUCUUGUAUGCAACUUCAUUUAUAAACAUAAAUUCGACAUAGUAAUUCUCAUAGAAACUCAUUUAAAACCACAUCACAAAAUAAAAGUGCGCGACUACGACAUAUACAGACAAGACAGACUAGACCUACCGAAAGGGGGCGUGGCUUUCCUUAUUAAACAAAAUAUCUCAUAUGAAACCGUAUCAAACGUUCUAUCGGACAUAGAACAUGCAAUAAUAAAAGUAGGGGGUAUAACCUUUGUAGGGGUAUAUAACAAGCCGCUAUAUAAAUUCAAUAAUAUUGACUUGCAUAACUUGGCCAGAGGGAAUAAAGUAAUAAUAAUAGGGGAUUUUAAUGCAAAAAACACGGAAUGGGAUGCAAACUGCAAUAAAAACAACGCCAAUGGUAAUACACUAAGCUUAUUCGCUGAAACAAACCGAUAUACUAUACAUUAUACAGAUGUACCAACGUGCUUCCCUUUCUCCGGACAAACACCUAGUACUCUAGACAUCGCGAUAACGAAAAACAUAGACAGCGUACAGAAUUUCAGGACCAUACCCACAUUAAAUUCAGACCAUGACCCUAUCUGCCUAGAAAUAGGAACAAGAAGGACUAUACAAAAACAUAACGGACAGUACUACGAUCACAAAACAACAAACUGGACGAAAUACAGAGAAAUACUGGACAAAGACAUAGUAAUAAAUAACAACAUUAAUACACCUACUGAACUGGACGUAGAAGUGGACAAAUUAACAAACGCCAUUAUAAAGGCCAGAGACGCCUCCACACGUAUAAAACACAUUAAAGCACAUCAAGAAAUACUAACACCGGAAAUAGAAGACAUGAUCACGAACAAAAACAACAUUCGGAGAAGAUGGCAAAGACACAGACAUAGGGACGACAGAAUUAGACUUUUAGACAUCUCUAAAGCCAUCAACACAGCAAUACGUGACUUAAAAAACGAAAAAUGGACGGACACAUUACGAGGCCUCAAACCACAAGACAAUUCAGUGUGGAAGAUGACAAAACGGCUUAAGAAACCGUUUACGCAGCUUCCCACACUGGAAGACAAUAACACACAAUACACAACAGACACUCAGAAAGGGGAGGCGUUCGGUACAUAUUUUGAGAAUAAUUUCACAAAUAAUAUUGAAAAUAACGACGAGCAACAAUUUAUAGAGGGCGUGGUCAACGAUAUCAGGCUCCUCCCUUCACAAAUCGUGCCGACCAAUCAAUUGAUCAAACCCAGCGACGUAAAAGCUGCAAUCGAUCGCAUUAACAAAAAGAAAGCACCGGGGCCGGAUCAAAUCACGGGGCUUAUGCUUAAAAAUCUCACAAGAAAAACAAUUGUACAGCUUCACUACAUCAUUAACGCGAUCCUCAAAACUCAGUACUACCCUAAUAAACUUAAGAUAGCCAACAUUAUCCCGAUCCACAAAAAAGGGAAAAACAAUAAGAAUAUAGAGAGUUACCGCCCCAUUUCGCUACUCAACACACUGACAAAAACAAUAGACAUAAUAAUACUGAACAAACUACAUGUAAUAGAACAAGACAAACAAAUAAUCCCACAGGAACAGUACGGUUUUCGCGAAGGUCAUGGGACUAUCGCCCAAGUAAUCAGAAUCGCGCACCAAGCCAAAGAAGCUUUCAACGAUAAUAAACAAACUGUCCUCGUAGCCUUGGACACGGAAAAGGCAUUCGAUACCGUCUGGACCUGUGGGCUUAUAUACAAAAUGUUUAUAAAUGAAUUUCCUAUUUAUAUUGUAAAAACGAUUCAAUCCUACUUACAGGACAGAACGUUUUACAUUAAAGUCAACAAAACACUAACAGGACCAUACAAUGCAAUAGCGGGGGUACCCCAGGGUUCGGUACUUUCGCCGCAUCUGUACACGAUUAUGACCCAUGACAUGCCAAUGGGUACUAAUGGUGUACAGACGGCACUGUACGCCGACGACACCUGUGUGUACAAAACUUCAGAACUUGCCGAAAUCGCAAACAGAAGGCUUGAUAUACAUAUCAACAGGACAUUGAUCCCCUACCUAGAGGCAAACAAGAUGCGACUGAAUGCUUCAAAAACCGAGAGCAUGAUCCUUACCAAAAAAAGAGGAAGAACCUCCAAAAUAGUAAAUAAAUUAAAAAUCAAGGAUCAGGUGAUCGAAACGAAGCAUACUGUCAAAUAUCUUGGGGUGCACCUGGAUAGGGGAUUAAUAUUCAAACAUCAUGUCGAGGACCGGGUAACAAAGGCCAAACAUGCAAUAAGAGCAUUAUACCCACUAACAAAGCGCAACAGCGGAGUUAGCAGGGAUAAUAAAAUCAGGAUAUAUAAACAAAUUAUAAGGCCAAUCCUCACUUAUGGAUGUCAGGCCUUCUGUUCGAUGACAGAAAGUCAUUUAAACAAACUGCAAGUAGUACAAAACAGUUGUCUGAGGCAGGCACUGGGAUGGCUCCGCUAUUCCAGGAUAACAGACAUACACAGAGAGACAUCCAUGCCUACUAUAAAAUCGUUCAUUCUCAAUAUAACCGAAAGGUUCUAUCAAAAUAGUCUUCCUGCAAACGUUAAGGAAGACAUACUAAACAUAAAUGCAGGAAAUAGUGCACAUAGAAAGCAUGGGUGCCUCCACAAAGUACUGACAAUAUACAGACAAUUUUGAACAUAAAACACACGCAGACAAACGCAGACCUUUUCCCUGUGACAAAAUUACUAAAUGUGCAAAUCCAAGCCGACUAGCCGUAAAAUCUGGUCGGACGGUGGACUGCACGGUGAGUCGAAAAUCGAAACAGCGAAAUUUUUCGCUGCAACGAUGGACGAUAACAUCGUGUAGUUCAUGGAUUUGCACAGAAUAGUCAUAAACUAUACGGACAACCAGACAAACACAAGGACAACCCUGUUUUUUCUACGCUUUUUCAGGGAAACUAAACAUAACUAACAAAAGACAAAUCUUCCAUGAGUUAAGUUCAAUUACCGACGCACACUAAACAAUCAAAAAUGCCAUAUAAUAUUAUUAGUAAUAAGGAGAUGGCACAUAAAAUCCAAAUCAUAAACAUUCUGCAUCUGUGAUUACGGGACGAGACGUCGCCCAUACUUCUCCUGCUACGCCGGAGGACAGAGGCAACGUUCUUACGACGUCGUACAACAAUAAAUGUAGAUGUAAAUAUUUUAUUUGUAAAUAGUGUAAAUAAAACUCUC
Molecule: messenger RNA, 5832 nt
Organism: Psylliodes chrysocephalus
Lineage: Eukaryota; Metazoa; Arthropoda; Insecta; Coleoptera; Chrysomelidae
Source: the annotation of a GenBank genome assembly